Sinocyclocheilus rhinocerous is the source of this 2388-nucleotide messenger RNA. Its product is annotated as N-myc proto-oncogene protein-like. Gene Ontology annotation, biological process: regulation of DNA-templated transcription. Gene Ontology annotation, molecular function: DNA-binding transcription factor activity; protein dimerization activity. The record is from RefSeq and is a predicted model, not a curated record. Lineage: Eukaryota; Metazoa; Chordata; Actinopteri; Cypriniformes; Cyprinidae.
CGCGCCCCGCCCACUGGAGGAGGAGCCAUGUCUCUUCUCUUCUAAACGCUAGCAGCGAGAAUAAUACUUCACAGCCUCAAACACAGAAGCGCAGAACAGUCUUCAGUCGCCGCGGUAGAUGUGCGACUCCAAAAGGGGGCACAGCGACUGCGAUAAAGAAGGGACAAGAAAACGCACUCAGAGGGAGAAUGCCAGCUAAAACCAUGAACUCCGAUUUGGAAUUUGACUCCUUGCAACCUUGUUUUUACCCGGACGAGGAUGACUUCUACUUCUGCAGACCAGACGCUGCACCGCCUGGUGAGGACAUCUGGAAGAAAUUCGAGCUGCUGCCCACUCCUCCUCUGUCCCCGAGCCGGGCAGCGCUUCCAGGGGACCCAGGGGAGCUGGGUGCUGUGGCUGGGGAUUGCUCUCUGAUGGGAUUUGGAUUAACGGACCCAUUGGACUGGGCUUCCGAGCUUCUGUUCUUACCAGAAGACGACAUUUGGGGGGCAUCAGAUGGGGACCUCUUUGGCUCAGUUUUGGAUACUACAGACAAUUCCAUCAUCAUUCAGGACUGCAUGUGGAGUGGCUUCUCAGCACGUGAGAGAUUGGAGCGGGUGGUGAAUGAGAAACUCGGGAAAGCCAUCUCUGCUCCUACCGUUACUGAAGCCGGUAAAGACACGACAGUCAAGACACCCGAAAUGAGCCACUCUGUACCAGAGUGUGUGGACCCUACUGUGGUUUUCCCUUAUCCAGUCAACAAAAGAAACGGGAGCAGCAACAACAGCCAAAGUGUGACACAGCUGAGGAGCCAACACUUGCCUCCAGUCAGUGCAGAUGAGACACCAAGUGACUCUGAUGAUGAGGAUGAUGAAGAAGAAGAAGAUGAUGAUAUGCAGGAGCUCAUUCUGAAGAGGACGGCAGCAGCCUCCAUCCACCAGCAGCAGCAUAACUACGCAGCCCCAUCCCCUUACUCUGACCAGCAAGACGUACCCAGUGCUCCCCCAAGCAAGAAACUCCGAAUCGACAACAGCACUAUAACUCUACGCACUGGCAGGAACCAGAACUCUUCCCCAAACUCCCCUACUAACGGUGUACCAAGCCAGCGAAUGAGGAAGAGCGACUCCAGCAGCCCACGAUGCUCCGAUUCUGAGGACAGCGAACGCCGGCGAAACCACAACAUCCUGGAGCGCCAGCGGCGCAACGACCUGCGCUCUAGCUUCCUCACUCUGCGCGACCAGGUGCCCGAGCUGGCGCACAACGUCAAGGCAGCGAAGGUGGUCAUCCUUAAGAAGGCCACCGAGUACGUCAGCUCCCUAGAGGCCCGAGAGCUCCGACUCCAGCAGGAGAAAGACAGAUUGCAGGCCCGACGACAACAGCUCCUCCGCAGGCUCGAGCAGGCCAGGACUCGCUAACCCUUAACCCUCGUUGGCUGAACGCCUCACAGCUAAUGGUCGACGUCAAAUGACGAACGACGGAGCGCUAAGGCUAACGGCCUAAAAUACAUUUUAGGGACACUCACUGCUGACACUUUUUUGCACAUUUUUUGACGUCAAGAAUGUUUCAGGUUUACUUUGUCACCCCAAUCACGCUACAACGGAGUUGGGUAAAGCCAACUUCUCCUCAACGGAAAGACUCUCAUAAACACAGCUAGUCUUCAAAACGUGAUUGGGUCGACGAACUUUGUGUUCACGCUCUUCCUGCAAAACGGACACUAAACAAAUGACACGAGACACUUCGAAUGGCUAUAAUCUCUCACACCUCAACGGUGCUGAAUCUCAUGGAUGUACCUCUGCGCACCUUGAUGUCAGACACUUUUGUAAAUAGAUUAGAUUUUAAAAGAACGUACACUCAGUCUGCCUUGUUUUUGUAUACGAUUAUCGUCUUUUGGUUUUUAUAAAGAUGUCAAAAGCUGCCAAUAACUAGACUGGAAGUUUAUAUACCUUUAACAAGUACUGUAAGACCUCGAUUUGUGAGGAUUUUUGUAAUAUAAGGACACAUUGUUUUGUUUUUGGAUAAUUUUUUUGUCUUAUAAUCUCUGUUAUGACACGCUUUACUAAUUCCUACAUUUAUGCUUUAGUGUGCUUCUGAUACAUACUAAAUUUGAUACUUAUAUUUUCGUAUGAAAAUGAGUUCUGAGUAGAUAUCACUUUAUCUUGUUUUUAUCCUUUUCUCUACCUUAAUGUCUUUUGUACAGAAAAUUCUUUCUAUCUCCAUUUAUAAGGCUUCUAUUGUUUGCUGUCUUUCUCUUUCUUUGUUUAUAUAUUUGUAAGUAUUGGGUUCAUAGAACUGGGUCAGUGGGGAAAAAAAGUAUUUUUUUUUCUCCUUUUGUAUAAUGUACAUUUUAGUGCUGCAACUCACAGCACUUUGAAAUACCUCAUUUUGAAAAAUAAAUAGACAUUUUGAAAA